AAAGAGAGAGAGAAAGAGAAAGAGAAGAAUCUACAUAAAGCUAGCAAAUUAGCAUUAGAAGUCAAGUCAAUUUAUUAACUAGAAGACGAUGAUCAAGUUCAGGUCAAAGAAGUACUUCUGCAGAAGCAGCUCCAAGCUGAGCAGAAAUGAUAGUGGCGGUAAGCUUAAAGGAGGUGACCAAAAGGAGUCAUGUGGAGGCAAUAUUACUGAAAUCAAAUGGGAGCUUCGACCGGGUGGAAUGCUUGUCCAAAGGAGAGAGACUUGUCAAAGCGUUGGGGAAGGAUUGAUCACCAUUAGAGUCUCAACUGUGUCACAAUGGCAUGACAUUUCUAUUGAAGCCACUUCCACAUUUGGGGAAUUGAAGGUGAUUUUGUCAUUGAUGACGGGUUUGGAGCCAAAAGAACAAAGGUUAUUGUUCAAAGGGAAAGAGAGAGAUGACAAUGAAUACUUACACAUGGUUGGGGUUAGAGACAAGGACAAGGUGCUAUUGCUACAAGAUCCAGCUAUUAAGGAAAUGAAGCUUGUCAGCUUCGCCGGAGGACAACCUAUUCGCAACUCUCGUCCUACCAUUAGUGUAUGAUUAGGCUACUUAAUUAAAAAAUAUAUAUAUUAAUGUUCAGUACUAACCACUAGAAAAUUGAAAAAAAAAAAAAAGGACUACUUAAUUAAAUAUGGUGUUCAUCAAUCGUGGAUCCCUUCUUGUUCACUCGGCUAGAUUAGCGACUUAAUGUGUCACUUUGUGUCGGUCCAGGAAAUUAAAAAAAGUGUGUACGCUGAUUCAUAUGCGCGUCAUUUUGCUUAAUUUACAUCUGUUUUAUGAAGAUGUUGAUUCCAUGUAAUGUAUAUCUUUAAUGCUUCCUUUUGGCCAAAGAAAAAAAAGUUAU
Messenger RNA from Morus notabilis, 884 nucleotides. RefSeq names its product BAG family molecular chaperone regulator 3. The coding region runs from base 89 to 580 and encodes 163 amino acids. Gene Ontology annotation, molecular function: protein binding. The transcript is spliced from 2 exons. NCBI's taxonomy places the organism in Eukaryota, Viridiplantae, Streptophyta, Magnoliopsida, Rosales, Moraceae. The record is from RefSeq and is a predicted model, not a curated record.